UCUGAACUUGCUCUAGGACGCGUAAGAAACGGUAAAGAAGGAAAUUCCAACUGUCCAAGAGCUCAAAAUAUGUUGGAGAUGAUAUACGACAUGGAUUUGGAGUUGGCAGCCCAGGCAUACGCUGAUCAAUGCCAUACAACUGGUUCUGCCAUUUCAACUCGUCCACUUUUUGGCGAAAACUUCCACAUUAUUUCAUCGAGAACAAUAAAUUAUCUCGAUGCAACUGUUGCGGCCAUCAAAGCAUGGUGGAGUCAAAUAUUCCACAAUGGUGUAAAUAUGCAGAUGCUUUACACCGUAACUCUUCACACCAAGCAACAGUCGCCAAAUAAAUUCACGCAGGCUUCCUGA
Molecule: messenger RNA, 348 nt
Organism: Strongylus vulgaris
Lineage: Eukaryota; Metazoa; Nematoda; Chromadorea; Rhabditida; Strongylidae
Source: the annotation of a GenBank genome assembly